Messenger RNA from Mycotypha africana, 1135 nucleotides. RefSeq names its product coatomer epsilon subunit-domain-containing protein. Gene Ontology annotation, biological process: retrograde vesicle-mediated transport, Golgi to endoplasmic reticulum; intra-Golgi vesicle-mediated transport; endoplasmic reticulum to Golgi vesicle-mediated transport. Gene Ontology annotation, cellular component: COPI vesicle coat. The transcript has 5 exons. Bases 130 to 1050 code for a protein of 306 amino acids. The record is from RefSeq and is a predicted model, not a curated record. Lineage: Eukaryota; Fungi; Mucoromycota; Mucoromycetes; Mucorales; Mycotyphaceae. Gene Ontology annotation, molecular function: structural molecule activity; protein binding.
CCGAAUGGUCUUUUUGACACUUAAUUUUACAACUCAGCAUUUUUCUUUUACUCGUUACUGCAAUACUGUCGUUCAUCUUGUUUCCCAAAGCAUCAGCUUUUCCCAUCUACUACAGUAAUAACUAUAAAAAUGGACACAGAAUCUAUUUUAUUUGGCAUCCGUAAUCUGUUUGCAGUCGGAAAUUAUCAAACUGUCAUUAACGAAGUCAGUUCCACCAACGGACUCAUUACACCUGAGGCCAAAUUAGAAGCCAAAGCUUUCUUAUAUCGUUCCUACGUAGCUCAAGGCAAAUACAAUCUUGUUAUCAAUGACAUCAAAAACGACGAUGAAGCACCAUUACAAGCUAUCAAGUUAUUGUCUCAAUAUAUGGCUGACAAACAAAGAAACAACAACGUGGAUGCUGAAGGCUAUUUACAGAAAGCUAAUGCCUUGUUAGAAGAAGGUGCCAAUCGCAUCAAUUCAACUGUUCAAGUUACGUUAGCCACUCUGAUGGUACAGGCUGGGAAAUAUGAGGAGGCUUUGAGAACACUUCACUCACGUCAAAAGAAAUUAGAAUGCUCUGCUUUGGCAACUCAGAUCUAUCUUUUGAUGGAUCGUUUAGACUUGGCAAGAAACGAAGUAGCCAGUUGCAAAUCUUGGGCAGAAGAUGCGUUAUUACUGCAAAUGAUGGAAGCUUGGGUUGAUUUACGUGUUGGCGGUGAGAAGUAUCAAGAAGCAUUUUAUAUCUAUGAAGAGUUUGGCCAAUCAUCUUCUUCUCAGACUGUCAAUGUAUUGAACGGACAAGCAGCUGCCAACCUUGCAUUAGGAAGAUAUCCCGAAGCAGAGAGUUUAUUAUUAGAGGCUCAAAAUAAGGACUCUGAUAAUCCGGAUACACUCAUCAAUUUGAUUGCAUGCGCCACUUUAUCAGGAAAACCUCAAGAAGUUGUUAACCGUUAUGUUAGUCAAUUGAGAGAAUGUGCUCCUAAUCAUUCUUAUUUACAAGACCUUGAUAUGAAGUCCAGCUUAUUUGAUCAUUGUGCAUCUCGUUAUUCUUUAGUAGAUACAGCUUGAUUACAUUAAUAAAUUGCCAUAUGCACUAUUUGAAACGUACAAGUAUCUUAAAAGUUGUAUUCUUGAUUUGAUUGGCUGCCUGUAC